This is a messenger RNA of Penicillium antarcticum, 831 nucleotides long. RefSeq lists its product as uncharacterized. Lineage: Eukaryota; Fungi; Ascomycota; Eurotiomycetes; Eurotiales; Aspergillaceae. Bases 1 to 831 code for a protein of 276 amino acids. Gene Ontology annotation, molecular function: protein binding. The record is from RefSeq and is a predicted model, not a curated record. The transcript has 3 exons.
AUGCCUGACUCCAACCCCGAGCGCAGUGCCCCGGUCGAUGCCGAUGACAGUGGUGAUGAGGAUGUCUUUCAUGAUGCCCACUUCCCCGCUGAGGAGGAAGCCCAACUCCUGAAAGAAUCCCAAGAAAUCAAGACCGAAGCAAAUCAGCUAUUCCUCGCGAAAAGCUAUGACCAAGCUAUUUCCUGCUAUGACCGAGCGCUCGCCUCAUGCCCAAGUUACCUCGACUACGAUGUCGCCGUGCUGCACAGCAAUAUCGCAGCCUGCUAUCUGAAACUGGAGGACUGGAAAGCAGCGGUAGACUCGGCAACUGUCUCAAUUGACCGCCUGGACAAGGUCAUUCCGCCGACUGCGCAGACCAAGGACGAUUCAACGGGAAAGACAGCCUCCGACUCCGACGGAAAGGACACAGAUGACGUGGUAGAAAUAUCGGGAGAUGACGAAGAGGCCGAGGAGAAGGAACUACAACAUUUGAAAGACCAGGACGAGAAGAGAAGCAAUGUGAUGCGGAUCGGUGCCAAGUCCCUUAUGCGACGCGCAAAGGCAAAGUCCCAGAUCGGUGGCUGGGGCAGCUUGCAAGGUGCUGCUGAAGAUUAUCAGACGCUUUCUGCUAUGGAUAAUCUGCCAGCUGACGACAAGCGGAUUGUACAGCGCGCUCUGCGGGAGUUACCGGAGCAGAUCAAACAGGCGCGGGAAAAGGAGAUGGGUGAUAUGAUGGGGAAGCUGAAGGAUCUCGGCAAUGGCAUCUUGAAGCCAUUUGGCCUGUCUACCGAGAACUUCAACUUUGUUCAAGACCCCAAGACCGGUGGUUACAACAUGAACUUCCAAUCUUGA